This is a messenger RNA of Caenorhabditis auriculariae, 7121 nucleotides long. NCBI's taxonomy places the organism in Eukaryota, Metazoa, Nematoda, Chromadorea, Rhabditida, Rhabditidae. The record is from the annotation of a GenBank genome assembly.
AUGUUUGGGGACCACGGAGGAGGGCUGCGCGGACGGUUUGCCGAAAUCUGGCUGGUGUGUAAUAAAAGCGACCAAUCUAGAUGCUCCAUCUAUCUCAUUCGACUCCCCACCCACAUCCAAUCUCAUAUUCACUCUUUGCCGCUUUCUUGGAUCGCUUCUGACGACCCAGGUAUAUUUAGCUUCCUUUUUUAGUAUGUUCAAAAAAGCUUCUGGGGUCUUUAUAAAACAGAUGUGAACUUUUUUUUUGAAUCUUACCUUGUUUAAAAGAUGGUGAGCCUUCAAAGGCCCUUGAAGCUGCUUUGAACAGACUAUUCACCUUCCUUUACUUUCAAAAUGACGUGAUUAGAAUUUUAGAUAUCUGAAUUUGGUCUACGAUUUUACACUUCAACUACCUUUCCGAACAUUCCAUCAAAUAUUUUUAUAAAACGUUUUCUGAGAUUUUUUUUUUGAAAAUCCUAACUUUCAGGUCAUUUUGAAGAUUUUCCCUUCGAACCUUUUCGAAAAAAAAUGCGUCAAACACACCAGCCAGUUUUUGUCAAACCGUCUGAACCUCAAGCCGUGGUCUUCUCAAGUUUUCUUCUGAAAACUUGAAAGAUUCGAACUUUACCAAAAUCUUCUUUUUCAGUUUCGACUGUGGUUUCUGCAAGGCUGAAGGUUCAGAUUGGGUCAAAAUUGAUCGGUUCUGGGGGUAGAUCACCUAAGCUCACCUAGAUCCUUGAGAAUUUGGGGGCUACCUUGUUAAAUGUUAGCUUUUCAGCCGCUCCACUCUACCAUGUCGGACGAAGAGGAACAAUAGUAGGUUAUGCGUUCAAGUUUCAAUUCUUACUCUUCCUACUCCUCCAACCCGUCCUCCAGCUCACCACUCUCCUACAGUAGUUCCGCCGCCAGUUCUGUAGGCUUUCGUAGGUCCUCAGCCAGCGGCGCGUCUUCACAUGGGUUAGGCUCUCGUUCAGAUUAUCCUUCAAUUAAUUAUCGCGAUCCUCUUCUGCGAGAGCCUUCCCAUCGUGAAUCGCUGCCGUCUCGGCUCUACCCGAGUAGAUCUCCUUCACAUCAUACCUUAGAUAGGCGGUCACAAAAUGAUGGGUUAGGUGGUAGAGUAACACGUGACGAGCAGACAAAUUCAUUGCUCGAGAGGUACGGUAGUGGGGGUAGUCAACGUAAAAGUUCGAUAGGUGAGAACCCGACCCUUCAAUAUCUGAAGCAACGCAGACAACAGCAGUCGGACUUGGACAAUGGGUUUACCGCGCGAAAGCAGUCGCUGGACGGUGUGGGAUACGCAGGUGUUGCCAUCGAAGGCAUUUUCGGCUCCUCGUUCCGAGACCAGCCUGGCACGUCUUUCGGCAGGGAAUCUAUCCGGCAAACGCCAGCCGAUGCUCAAGAUCUCAACCAAAACGAGUACAUGAGUCGUCUCAUGGCCGCUCACAAUCGUGUCGACGAACUUCUGAGGUCAAGAGGGCUUCCUGGCGAGGAUGAACGCAAAUACUUGCGAGCUUGGGAAGAAAUUCCAAUACCAGUCAUCCGGGAAGAACGUCUUCGAAGGUUGCGGACGCCGAGCAGCUCCAGCGAUUCAGGUCUUUCCACUGACAAUGACAGCGACCGGAGCAAUGCAGAAGCUGUGCCGAGCGUCAUCAACGUCCCAGUAUCAGCAGAAGAUGAAGAGACUCCAGAAGCAGUUGAAGAGACUCCAGAAGCAGAUGAGCCUGAAGAAGCGGAUAGUGAAACGUCCAUUUCUGGAAAGGAAGAAUCUGAAGAAUCGGCUUGCGUCAUACCAUUAAAGCGGUCUCUAGAGCGGGUGACUUUCACUUGCACUGCUUCAGUUACUCGUAGAGCUCAAGUUCAGUUGAAACUCGAAGUGAAAUCGCCAUUCAAAAGGACCACCUACACAAUGCCGAUGAAUUCCAGCGUGAAGGAAAGCGCAGAAGUUCAAUGUAUGGCGGCGACUUUUGUGAACGACAACUGCUCUAAAGUUCUUCGUGGAGUUCCUGCCAGAGCUUCUUUGACAUCAGCUUUUCCUCUCAAGGUAGCCUGGUCCAGAGUGAGGGCAAGUUUCGAAGAAGCAAAUCCAGUCCAAUCUCCAGCCAAGAAUGCGUUGCUGCAACGGAGGAAGACCUAUGAAGAAAAUGUGGGAGUCCAGCAGAAAAACGUUUUGGCGAGCCUGAAGAGGAAAAAGCUGCCAGCCGUUCCGAGUACGGCCGAAAUAUCGAUACAGCAUUGCAGCUUCUACACGCAGACCGCUAAGGACAACUUUUCGGAGAAGAAUGUUCGCAUCAACUUGAGAUUGACAGAAAGGGCUCCGAAAGACUGUACUGCUGUCAUCAGUCUUCCAGCUCCUCCAAAAGUUGCCUAUGCAAGAUUGGACGUCGUCAUCAAGAAGCCAGAGCCACCAAAACGGUCACAAACCAGUCAGCUACCUCGUCCUGCUAAAAAAGUGGUUGGAAAACUGGAUAGGUCGUUCACUACAGAUCUCAGCUUGGACAAGGAGAAAGAGCAGCGCAAGGUGAACAGGUUGAUCAUACCUGAAUAUUUCUUGCAAAGCUCAGCCGAAGCUCUGGAGGACUUGAAAGGUAUGCGUGACACGUUGAAGAGAGUCCCAAUCAUUGGCGGCUUCCUGGUCACGCCGAAGCCAAAAGGACCUGCUUCCCAACUCCGUCGAGCUGGAGCCAUUCGUCGUCGACCACCUCCCUCUAAGGAACAUACAGCUCCUUAUCUCGAUUUUCUGCCUCCAACAUCACCAGGAGCCAGGGGUUCAGUGCCUGAGAUCAGAAUCCAAAGACCACCUGAUCCAGAUCCUCCGCCCAUACCGAGACAACAACCAUCCAACGCCUUCGCAGGUUAUUUAAACUUGCAUGGCUCCCUAGAGCGUUCCGCGACGUCUAGAGGAGCCGUAAAAUACGAGUCAAAAAAACAAUUCGCGGAACUGUCGGAAACUGAUCGAAUUCUCAUUGAACAAUAUCGUCGCAAACUUCACAUUCCUUGCCCGCGGGCCAUCAUCCGCGCUUUGUCGCCAAUACAAGCCAUCAAAUCAUUCACUGCCCACCUGAAAGAACGGUGCCAGUCGCCUCCUCGAGCCAAGUUCAUCCAGAGAGCGCCGCCUCGUCAAUUGCGGCCGAAAACUCCGGUUAGAGCCGAAUCGCCGCCUCGGCUUCACCGCGUUGUCCCUCUGCGAAGCACUGUCCAGCGAGCAAAUCACCUCGACUUAUCGAUCCAACUCAAGCGCGUUGACAUUGAAAAGCACAAGCUACGCAAAAAACCUCUGAAACGGUGCAUUAAAUGGAUUCCGCGUUGGCGGAAGAAGUGGUAAGAUCAAGUUGAGAAUCGAAAAAAAUGAAAAUGAUCACUUGAGGGACUCAUGAAAAGUUCGUGUGUUUCAAAAAUCAGUUUAAAGUGUUUGGAUGCAUCAGAUUCGAAGAAAAUCGACUUUAAAAAAAGGAAGCUUCAAAUUUACAGUUUCUUGUUUUAAUAAGUGCCUAGGAGUCACCUCGAAAUAGGGAAGAUUUUGCGGCGUUAAUAAUGUUCUCAUAUCUCUUAAGUGGUCAUUUCUCAAGUCUCCCUAUGGAAUUUUCAAAAUUUAGGCCACUGCAAACCAUGAUUUACAGCACCGACGAGGAGGUUGAAGAAGUAGAAGAAGAAGAAGAGGAAGAGCAAGAACAACAGGAAAAACCUGCCAGCAUCGAAGACAAGCCUGAGAGGUUUUCUAUUAAUUUUCUCUUGGGUAUAGCCUUUCGAAGUUCUGUUUUUGUAGCAUUCCAGCAUAAUUUAACAAAAAAACAUUUGGAUUUUCUCAUUUUGAUAUUCUCAUGAUAACUAGUAAAACUUGAAUAAUAAGUUUUGAUGCUCACGACGUCCUCUAUUCUGAACUUUUGGCUGAAGAAGCUUUGAAAACUGCAAAAUUGUAACAUUUCUCACUUGAAAAAUCGCUGAGAUCUGUCAAAAUCUCGGCAAAUUGGCUUUUCAUUUAGCGAUAGCGUGUCAACAGGCUCACAAUCUCGCAAUAAAAUCAAUCGGUAAGCUCGCCCACGUAUUAUCCGAGCAAACAUCAAUAAAAUAACUCUCCCGUUUCCCCUUCCGAGUCCAAUAAACCAAGUAACCGAGAACAAAUAAAACCAUACCACAGAAUACGUUUUCAUUCGCUAACUUUUUCCCGUUUGUCUUUUUUUUUGGUUUUCCUGAUGAGAGUUAUGAUUUUGUUGAACUGAGAGAUAUAUUGAACUUAAUUUAUUGAGUAGAAAAAAUCCUCGAAUAACAGAUCUUCAGUUCAGAGUUGGAUUAAUUUCACCCACCAAAAUAAUUUCCCCAUAUUUUAAAGGGGUUAACUUGGUUUUUAGUAGUACUUAGCUUAACCUUGACCUUCCUAACAAGAUGAAGAACUUCGAAAAAAGGGAAUACUUUUCAGACCGAAGACCAAGUCCAUCACGGCUGAAGAAGAUGUUGAAGGUCUUACCGAAGGAGAAAAAGCCAUGGCGGUUGGUUUUUUCAGAUACUUAUUGCUCAAGUUUGCAUUAUGUCUAUUACGUUUCCUCGAUUAAAAGUUAGAAAGUUUUAAGCGAAAAAAUUGAAAACUGGUCAUAAACGACUUCCCUGUUUCAGGCUGCCAAGCGUCGCCAUGAAGAAGAGCAAGAAGCCAAGCUGAUGGACUACGAAGAAAGACGUCGCAUUGAGCGCGAAAAAGAAGAAGAGGAGCUGAAGAAGCUCAAGGAGAAGCAAGAACGUCGCAAGCUUGAACGCGAGCAGGAGGAGAAGGAGCAGGAAGAGCGUCGUCGUACGGCGGAUGAACGUCGUCGUCAGGAAGAGGUGAGUUUUGGCUUAGAAUUGCUCAGGAUGCUGAAAAAUGGCAAGAAUCAGUUUAACAGAAGCAAGAAAAAGCGGGAAAGGCUUCCAGUUCUCGGUCAGAAAAUAAAGUUUUUGUAAAACAGAAGCAUCUUGCUCUCAAAAUCUGAUCUCCAAAAAAACUUAACAACUAAAACUAAAAACAUUCCAGGAAGAGCGCAAAGCUCGAGUUGAGGAGGAAAAGCGCAAGAAAGAAGAAGAACGAAACAAGCGUUCUGCAGCCAUCGGCGGUUCAUUCAACCCCGCUGGCGGCAGGAAUUUUACCAUCCCGAAAAAAUCCGAGAAGUCAAACGACAAAUUUGGCAACAUUGUACAGGCCAAGCAAGAGAUGGGCAUGACCAAGGACCAGCAGGACGAGGCCAAGCGGGUAUUUAUUCGAUUCUGAUUUUCGUUUUCAAUUUUUGAAGUCCAGGUUUUCAUGGCGGCGAUCCGCAAGGGAAUCCCAGAAUCUGGAGAUAUCUUGCCAGCCGACCUGAAGGCUAAGAUCAAGGAGUUGCACCAGCGCAUUUGCAAGCUCGAGGCGGACAAGUACGACCUCGAGAAGCGUCAUGAGCGACAGGCUUAUGAUGUGAGGAAAAAUAGGAAAUUUUUUGACUGGAAAUAGGAUGUUUUCAGCUGAAAGAGCUGAACGAGCGUCAGCGUCAAGUUGCCCGUCACGCUGCGCUCAAAAAGGGCAUCGACCCUGCUGAAGCCAGCAACUCUCGCUACCCGGUAAUUUCGCGAACUGUGCAAUUUGUUACUGUCUGACCUCUCAGUUCUUCUCUAUUUCUUUGACUUGAAAAAGCGAAAAAAAGGGAGCAAGGCAGAAUUUUUCAAGUUGUGUUGAAGGGGGUACAACGGUUUUCUUCUAAAUUUGGUACGAAUGGCUUCUUACUCGAAUGGCUAUGCUUGGCUAUUUUUCAGUUCACUCACCACUGGCUGAUGAAAAAAAGCUAUAGAAAAUUUUUUUUUUCUGAAAAAAGUUUACUGAAGCUACAUGAAAACAAAAAAAAUUCAUGAAAUGUGUGCGACAAAAACUCAUUUUUAGCAUGAGAUGCGCUUUUUCAAGUACUGGAAAGACGAAUGAUUGGUUAAAAAAGUGAAAUAAGAAGAAGCUUUAUUUUUCUCAACCAAAGCCCGUGGUGAACAGUUUUUUUUUCUUCUGAAAUUUUCGUUUUGACUUUAGUAGUCCUCUAACUUAGACUUCCUUCUUUUUUAAUGAACUCCUCUGCACUAACCGCUUUUUUCAGCCGAAGCUUCCACUAAUCUCGAAAUUUGAGCGAAAGACCGACCAUCGCUCUUUCGGUGAACGAAAAGCUCUCUUUUCUACAGUAAGUGUUUUUCCAGGCCAAAGUCCAAAUCGUGUCCAAGUACGAUCGUCAAAUCGAUCGCAGAAACUUCCGUGAACGUCGCUCUGUCUUUGAUAAUGUAUGUAGUUUGGUCAUAGUUCGACUGUCCUUGUCUUUUGUCUUUUUUGUGUUUGAGUGUGGAUUUUUAGAAAAAUGGCUACCCAUGCUUCCCAGGAGUUCCACCACCACCAGCCAUUUAUGAAAAAGUCAUCUUGGCCGUCGAGGCGCCGGAAGAGGUUAGAUUUUCGGUUUUUUGUGAGAAAAAAUACACGAGAAUUGUUUAUAAUCGAAAAAAAUAAUUUUUAAAAAUACAGUCUUUGUUAUCAUCCGUUAUCAAAUUUAAUUUUGAGAAAAGUGUAGGUCACGAUCCAGAUGACUCAAGAUGACUUCAAGAUUAUUGACUCAAGAUGCCCUGGUCGCAAAAAAAGGCUCAAACUCAAAAAAAAGUUUCAAGGCGCGUCCGACUGUUAACGGCUCGCGCAGAAAAAGCUUGAAGAUUUCUGAAGAAUGCAGCUUCUGAGCAUUUCCGAAUGCGACCAAGGCUUCAAAAAAAUUUUGUAAAAUCAAGAUCAUGGUUAGACUUUCGAGAAACAGAAAUAAUUUGUAUAUUGGAAAUUCCGCUAAAGAAAUGAAGACAUGACCAUAUAGUUAGCAGAUUCACACAAUAACUGUAAAGAACUUUAAAAAAAUGGAAAAAGAAUAAUCAGAGAAAUGAAGUGAGUAAAUUGCAGGAGGCCGCGGCUGAGGUUCGUCAUCCACCUUCCUUUUCCUUCUGAAAUUUUUUCAAAACGCGUGACCUAUGCGUUAACUUGUUUCAGUCACAGAAAGAUUGAUUUUAUCGAGAAAAAAAUUACGAAAUUUCUGAAUUUUAAAUCUUCUCAAAAAUAUUGCUUUUGUUAAUCUCAAAAAAAUUUGGAGUUUGCUGAAUUCCUUACAAUUUGAGAGAAUUUUCAGGAAGAAGAGUGA